GCUGUGGUAACAGAUGAUGAGAUUGUUGAUGUUGAUGAUAAUUUCAUGGACCCACAAUUAUGUGCAACCAUGGCUUGUGACAUUUACAAGCACUUGCGAGCAUCUGAGGCAAAGAAAAGGCCUUCCACAGACUUCAUGGAAAGAGUCCAAAAAGACAUUAAUUCCAGCAUGCGUGCAAUUCUUAUUGAUUGGCUUGUUGAGGUUGCUGAAGAAUACAGGCUUGUCCCAGAUACAAUGUAUUUGGCUGUUAACUACAUAGAUCGCUAUCUUUCUGGCAACACAAUGGAUAGGCAACGGUUACAAUUGCUUGGCGUAGCAUGCAUGAUGAUUGCCGCAAAAUAUGAGGAGAUCUGUGCACCCCAGGUUGAAGAGUUCUGCUAUAUAACUGAUAACACAUACUUCAAGGAGGAGGUUUUGCAAAUGGAAUCGGCUGUUCUAAACUACUUGAAGUUUGAAAUGACAGCACCAACAGCUAAAUGUUUUCUGAGGCGAUUUGUUCGUGCUGCUCAAGGGGUCAACGAGGUAUAAUCUUGGACUCGGUAACUGAUUGUUGGUUUUCUUUGCUCUAGUAUGUCCAAAGUUUGAACAUUAUAAUUUUUGGUAGUUCUUCGCUGUCUAAUGCCUUUAUACAAGUUAAAGGUCAAUAUCAUUACAUUUUUAACCAAUUACAAUCAC
Messenger RNA from Camellia sinensis, 675 nucleotides. The record is from RefSeq and is a predicted model, not a curated record. NCBI's taxonomy places the organism in Eukaryota, Viridiplantae, Streptophyta, Magnoliopsida, Ericales, Theaceae.